UUUCAUUUCUAGAUUCAAAAUGGCUACCGCCAAACGGUUUCCAUAGGGACAGACGCAGUUUCGUUGAAUUUUCCCGUGUUUUUACGACCGUGGGUUCAUUAUAACACACUCUACAAUACCAGAAACGUAUUGUCCUUAUAAUAUAUAUCAGAAAAUCUAAUUUAGGUCGUGGCUGAUUGCAAGAAUGGCGUCUGAAGUCGGUCGCGGUGAUGAGCUGUGGAAGCUUGAGGCAGAAAAUGACGACGUUGCAGCUCCUAAGAAGUCUGUGCGCAUCUCAGUGUCUCUGAUCACCAAGAGGAACCUGCCAGCCGGCAUCACCAAGGAGUCUGACAAACUUGUAACUGCGCUGAUGAAACUGACACAUCUUCGACUGGACCGAGAAAAUAUCAGUGAAAUCGACAACCUGGAGUGCCUGGGGCCUAUUACAAACAUAUACCUGCAGCAGAACCAGAUUAAGAAGAUUGAGAACUUGGAGUGCCUUCCUAAAAUAAGGUUUCUGUGUCUAGCUGGUAACCAGAUCUCCAAGGUUGAGAACCUGCAACAUCUGACUGGUUUGGGUUUUCUGGACUUGUCUGAGAACCAGAUAGAGGAGGUCAACCCAGAUGAACUACCAAAGAGUCUGGUUAUCCUAACAUUGAAUGGAAACCCAUGCACGGAGAGGCCAGACCUCAGAAAACAGCUGAUCCAGGUGCUGCCGAAGCUGCAGCAGCUGGACGGGCAGCAGGUGACGCGGCAGGAGAAGCUGGAGGCGGGGCUGCAGGUGUCAGAUGAUGAGGAUGAUGAAGGUCUGGAGGAGGAGGAGGAGGAUGAGGAGGAAGAAGAGGAGGAGGAGAUUGAUACUGUGGAAGGAAAGGGCAUGUUCCACGACGUGACCUGUGGGAUCGUGGAGAGGUCACAUGAGAGAGUUAAGGAUGUACUACGGCAACACAAGGAUCACAUGACCGAGCUGGAGGAGGUCCGCAGCCAAUCAGCACUCACCAUGGCUGCCACGCCCAGAUUAAGUUCUAGGAUGAGUGAGAGAUCAGAAACUGACCAAUAGGAAAUGUGGUGAGGCACAGGGGUGGGGGUUCCAUCAAUUGUACAGGACUGGUAUUUCUACAGGUACACUCUAAAUUACAGAAAUUUACAGUGUACUGUAGGAUGCAUAUGAUAGGGGUAAAACCACCCAAGGCAUCAUGCAGGAAUAGUAAUGGUCAAAUAAAAAUAGUACAUGUAGAUGCAGUUGGCCUUUUAGAUCAGACCAUUGGCAUAUUAGUUGCUAGUUGGGUAGUGAGGGCUAUGUAUAGUGUAAAUAUUGCUGUUAUUGUCAUCAAGUCUUCUAUCUAGGAUGUAUAUACUGUGGGAGGAGCCAAUGGCAUCAAUAUUUUGGGGUUUCAUGCUUCUGUGGUGUAACAUUAGAAAAAAGACAAACACUUAAAUUAAAGGAGUAGAUGAUUUGUUGAAUUUAAUGUUGAAUAUGUUAUCAUUAGUCACUUUGGUCAUAUUCAUAAUAUACACAUGUAUGUGUGACAUUUUACAUCAACAACAGUUUGUGGAAUUAAAAGAAAAACACAUGA
Molecule: messenger RNA, 1556 nt
Organism: Branchiostoma belcheri (Belcher's lancelet)
Lineage: Eukaryota; Metazoa; Chordata; Leptocardii; Amphioxiformes; Branchiostomatidae
Product: leucine-rich repeat-containing protein 46-like
Exons: 8
Coding region: 185-1039 (284 amino acids)
Molecular function (GO): protein binding
Source: RefSeq, a predicted model, not a curated record